GAUAAAUCUGAUGCGGUAUUUGAUAUUACAGAAAAAUGUGGUGAAAUUCUGGAUGCAGAAAUGUCUGAGGACACUGACCACAACUUAACACCUGCCCUCGACAGCAUAUCUUAUGGAAUACAGAAUCGAACAGGAUCUGAAAACUCACUGCUGGAUGAUGAUGAUGAUUAUUUUCUGAACUCUGGGGAUCUUGCAGGCAUACCUGUUGUUGGGAGUGACAACGAAGAUGAUCAAAAUUUCACUCCAAAAGAUACUCUUUCUUCAGCAAUUCAUGAUGAAGACCAUCUGGAAGAGGGCAAGAGAGUUUCAGAACAUGAAUUGGACAGUGAAAAAGAAAUUCAUAUUCAGAAUGCAAUCCAAAAGGAUCUCACUUCACCAUUUGAGCAGGGCCCUGUAUUUAAAUCAAUUCGAAAAGAUUUUAGCAUAACAAGAGAUAAUGGCAAAGAGACUUUUUCAGCAAAGGACAAGAAUAGAGAAGGACAUUUUCAAGAACGUGAAAAACGGUUGGAAAAAAUCCCUAAAGAUAUGGAUUCUAGAUUGAAAAGCAGUUUUCUUGACAAAGCAGUUCAUAAUCAAGUAGAAGAAACAUUACGGACGCAGUUAGCGCCACAAACUCCAGAAACUAACUUCAGGGAGUCUAGCUACCUAUUUUCUAGUAAGGAAUCUAUUGGACAAGAGCUGGGGAAUUCCUUUGCACCAAAUAUUAGAAUUAAGGAGGAGCCUUUGGAUGACGAAUAUGAUAAAGCUAUGGCCCCACAGCAGGGACUAUUAGACAAAAUUAAAGAUGAACCUGAUAAUUCCGAGGAGUACGGCCAACAGCCAAAAACUCAGGAAGGGGAGCUGAAAAUCAGUGCUGUAUUUUCAGUCAGUGGCAGUCCUCUUGCUCCACAGCUGUCAUCAGGUUUCCAGCCUGCUGUGGCAUCCUCUGGCAUGAGCAAAAUGCUUCCUUCAGUUCCAACCACAGCUGUUCGGGUUUCCUGUUCUGGCUGCAAAAAAAUCCUGCAGAAGGGGCAAACUGCAUACCAGAGGAAAGGCUCUACCCAGCUCUUCUGCUCCACACUGUGCCUCACUGGAUACACUGUUCCAGCUUCUCGCCCACCAGCUUCUACCAAGAAAACCUGCUCAAGCUGCUCAAAAGACAUUCUAAAUCCAAAGGAUGUAAUCACUGCCCAGUUUGACAAUACGAACUCCAGUAAGGAUUUCUGCAGCCAGUCAUGUCUCUCUACAUAUGAACUGAAAAGGAAACCUGUUGUUACUAUUCAUACUAACAGCAUUUCAACCAAGUGCAGCAUGUGCCAGAAGAAUGCAGUGAUUAGACACGAAGUGAAUUACCAGAACGUUGUACACAAGCUCUGUAGCGAUGCCUGCUUCUCCAAGUUCCGCUCAGCUAACAACUUGACCAUGAACUGCUGUGAGAAUUGUGGAGGAUACUGCUACAGUGGCUCUGGCCAAUGUCACAUGCUUCAAAUAGAGGGACAGUCAAAAAAGUUCUGCAGUUCAACAUGUGUGACAGCAUACAAGCAGAAGUCAGCUAAAAUUACACCUUGCACACUGUGUAAAUCUUUGAGAUCUUCAGCCGAGAUGAUAGAGAGCACAAAUAACUUGGGAAAAACUGAACUGUUUUGCUCUGUUAACUGCUUGUCAGCAUAUAGAGUGAAAAUGGUUACUUCUGCAGGUGUUCAAGUUCAGUGCAACAGCUGUAAAACUUCAGCAAACCCUCAGUAUCACUUGGCUAUGUCAGAUGGGAGCAUACGCAAUUUUUGCAGCUACAGUUGUGUAGUAGCUUUUCAGAAUUUGUUCAACAAGCCUGCAGGAAUGAACUCCUCAGUGGUACCUCUGUCACAAGGUCAAGUCAUUGUAAGCAUUCCCUCGGGGGCAACGGUAUCGGCAGGUGGCACCACCUCGACUGUGUCCCCCAGCUCCAUGAGCAGUUCAGCUGCAGCUGGUCUACAGAGGCUGGCUGCCCAGUCCCAGCAAGUCACUUUUGCCCGCCCUGUUGUAAAACUCAGGUGUCAGCACUGUAACAGAUUGUUUGCAACCAAACCAGAACUGCUUGACUACAAGGGUAAAAUGUUCCAGUUUUGUGGGAAGACCUGCUGUGAUGAAUAUAAGAAGAGGAGCAGUGUAAUGGCAAUGUGUGAAUACUGCAAAAUUGAGAAAAUUAUCAAGGAGACAGUGCGAUUCUCAGGCAUAGAUAAGCCAUUCUGUAGUGAAGGUUGUAAACUGCUCUAUAAACAUGACUUGGCUAAGCGCUGGGGAAACCACUGUAAAAUGUGCAGUUACUGUUUACAGGCUUCCCCCAAACUGGUCCAGAAUCACUUCGGGGGCAAAAUGGAGGAAUUUUGCUCAGAGGAGUGCAUGUCUAAAUUCACAGUUUUGUUUUACCAGAUGGCAAAGUGUGAUGGUUGUAAGAGACAAGGUAAACUCAGUGAGUCCAUGAAAUGGCAAGGGGAGAUCAAGCAUUUUUGCAAUCUGCUUUGUAUUCUGUUGUUCUGUAAUCAGCAAAGUGUUUCUGACCCUCCACCUCCAAACAACACAGCAAACCUUUCUAUGGCACCAGCUUCCUCAUCAGGCCCUCCUUCUUUGAGAAAAGACUCAACCCCUGUCAUAGCAAAUGUGGUGUCCCUUGCAAGCACCCCAGCUGCCCAGCCUACGGUUAACUCCAACAAUGUUUUACAGGGUGCAGUCCCUACUGUGACAGCAAAAAUAAUAGGAGAUGCUAGUACUCAGACAGAUGCCCUAAAGCUACCACCAUCACAGCCACCUAGGCUUCUAAAAAACAAAGCAUUAUUGUGCAAGCCAAUCACACAGACUAAGGCCACUUCAUGCAAACCUCACACGCAAAACAAAGAAUGCCAGACAGAAGAAGAAGAAGAAGUUCAACCCCAAAUCAUUGUGGUACCUGUUCCUGUACCAGUGUUUGUGCCAGUGCCCCUUCACCUCUACACUCAGUACACACCAGUUCCACUUGGGAUGCCAGUACCUGUACCAGUUCCCAUGCUCUUCCCAACUACCCUGGAUAAUGCUGAUAAGAUCAUUGAAACUAUUCAGGAUAUCAAGGAAAAGAUUCCCACAAAUCCAUUUGAAGCUGAUCUCCUUCAGAUGGCAGAAAUGAUUGCAGAAGAUGAGGAGAAAGAAAAAACACACUCUCAUGGUGGAUCUCAAACAUCUGAGCAUGAGCUCUUCCUGGACCCCAAGAUAUUUGAGAAAGAUCAAGGUAGCACUUAUAGUGGAGAUCUAGAAUCUGAAGCAGUGUCCACUCCACACAGCUGGGAGGAUGAGUUAAAUCACUAUGCCUUACGAUCAAAUGCCCUGCCAGAACCAGAUCCAGAACUGAAGCAGUUCUCCAAAGGUGAUGUGGAACAGGACCUGGAGGCAGAUUUUCCAUCAGACUCAUUUGACCCUCUCAGUAAAGGACUGGGUUUGCAUUCACGUUCACGAGCAAGACGGAGACAUAGAGAUGGCUUCCCACAGCCAAAAAGACGGGGACGGAAGAAGUCUGUAGUUUCUGUAGAGCCCCGGAAUCUGAUGCAGGGCUCCUACCCAGGAUGCUCUGUUUCUGGGAUGACCCUAAAGUAUAUGUAUGGGGUAAACGCCUGGAAAAACUGGGUCCAAUGGAAAAACGCACAGGAGGAACAAGGGGACCUGAAGUUUUCAGUUCGUCCUGUGAAACUCAAGGAGGACAUUCUCUCAUGCACUUUUGCUGAGCUGAGUUUUGGCUUGUGCCAGUUUAUUCAAGAGGUGCGGAGACCAAAUGGAGAAAAAUAUGAUCCUGACAGCAUCUUAUACUUGUGCCUUGGAAUUCAGCAGUACCUGUUUGAGAAUGGUAGAAUAGAUAACAUUUUUACCGAGCCCUAUUCCAGGUUUAUGAUUGAACUUACAAAACUUUUGAAAAUCUGGGAACCUACAAUUCUUCCAAAUGGUUAUAUGUUCUCAAGAAUUGAAGAGGAACACUUGUGGGAAUGUAAACAGCUGGGUGCAUAUUCCCCUAUCGUUUUAUUGAACACACUUCUAUUCUUCAACACCAAAUACUUCCAACUAAAGAAUGUCAGUGAGCACCUGAAACUAUCCUUUGCCCAUGUUAUGAGACGCACCCGAACUCUGAAGUAUAAUACUAAGAUGACAUAUUUACGUUUUUUCCCACCCUUUCAAAAACAAGAGGUAGAAUCAGAUAAAUUAUCUGUAGGCAAAAGGAAACGCAGUGAAGAUGAGGAGAUUCCAACAGCAGUGGAAAUGGCUGAAAAUACAGAUAAUCCCCUGCGAUGUCCAGUCCGACUUUAUGAAUUUUACUUAUCAAAAUGUUCUGAAAGCGUGAAGCAGAGAAGUGAUGUAUUUUACCUUCAACCUGAGCGCUCCUGUGUACCCAAUAGCCCCAUGUGGUAUUCCACAUUGCCAAUAGACCCAGGAACCUUGGACAUCAUGUUAACACGUAUUCUUAUGGUGAGGGAGGUACAUGAAGAACUUGCCAAAGUCAAAUCAGAGGACUCUGAUAUUGAGUUAUCAGACUAACUGAAGUGGGGUAUUUUCCUUUGAAUACACAUCAGAAGCACCAAACUGUGAAUACGUCCAGCCUUUGGAAAAUGUGUAUCAAAUAAGCCACGAUAAUGUCACCUACAGGCAUAUUUUGAACCACAGUGGAUGUACAAACUGGAACUGGAAGGAAGCAAGCUGUGUAAGCUGCAAGAAACAACGUCCUGUGGCACUGAUAAAUCCUCUGAACAAAUUUAAGAUGAACUAACCUAUCUGAGUGGUGCAUAAAUCCUUUAUCUGUUUAGGAUUU
This is a messenger RNA of Fulmarus glacialis (Northern fulmar), 4780 nucleotides long. RefSeq names its product zinc finger, MYM-type 4 (gene ZMYM4). The record is from RefSeq and is a predicted model, not a curated record. NCBI's taxonomy places the organism in Eukaryota, Metazoa, Chordata, Aves, Procellariiformes, Procellariidae. Bases 61 to 4509 code for a protein of 1482 amino acids. The transcript has 28 exons. Gene Ontology annotation, molecular function: zinc ion binding.